AUAAGAAAAACCCAGAAUUCUGAUACGAAGAAGGGGAAACUGACAUAAAUGCUAUUGCUGCAAUCUGCUUCUGUCAUAUGUUAUUCUUCAAUGUUAGUGAGAACAUCUUUAGAUUAGCAAGUGAAUUAAAAGUGUGUCUUGGUCAUUUAUUCCAAGACCAGUCUAAAUAUGGCAAUGAAAAGGAUAAUUAUCUUAUCCAUUUUAUUUACACAAUCAUUAUGUGCACCCAAUGGUUGCAUAGAAAGCUGUACUACUACUUAUCGAAAAGUCAAUUCUUAUAGAACUCAUCAAGUAUCUAGUAAUCUUAAUGAUCAUGCAGAUUUGGUAACAGAUUCAAAUAUAAGAAACAUAAAUCAUUUAAAUCUUGAUUACAAUAGACCUGGUAACUGGACAGAACAAAAUGAGUAUAAAACAGAUGGUGGUCAUGGUAAAGUUUACGAAGAGCAAGGACAAUAUGUUGAAGGUUCAAAGCGUGUAAGAUAUUUUAAAAAGAAUUAUACUUCUUCAUAUUCUAAUACUCAUGUAAAUAAUCCAGAUUUAAUACAGUCAGAAAGAUUAAUCAAUCAAAAUAGAUACAAUUCUAUGCAUAAUACUGACAGUCAAAGAAUAUAUGAGCAAUCAAGAAAUUCAGAAUCAUAUAAACAAGAACAUAAUUAUAAUACAUUACAUAAUGAUAAGUUAGAACAAUCGUACAGAGGAAGAGAAAGUCAUAAUGAAAGACAUGAGAUUUUUGGAGAAUUAAGUGAUAAUUUACAAGUGAGUCAACAUGGAAUGUCUGGUGGUGAUUCAGAAUUGUUACAAGGUCAAAAUCGACAUAUUGAAAUAAGACCUGGCAAUUGGUCUCAAGUUAAUACAUAUAGAACUGAUGGAGGACAUGGACGUGUUUUUGAAGAGGAGGGACAAUAUGUUACUGGUCCAAAAACAACUCGUUAUUACCAACAAAAUUAUACUUCUCAAUAUAGUACAAGCACCAAUCCUAAACAUGAGAUUGCUUCAAAUAUACAUGAUUUGCAAAAUACAAUACAAAAAGUAAAUCAGGAAUUCAAAAAUCUGGAAACAGAAAUUCAUCGAUCAUCUCAUUCCAAACAUAUGGCAUCAAGUAACACUUUGCAUACAGGUACCAUGAAUUUAAUUCAAGACAAUGUAACACCUAGUUAUAAAAAUAAUGAUCUACAAGUUGCUGAAAGUGCUGAUUAUAGACAUAGAGAUCAAAAUGAGUAUAUGCCUACUAUUGGAAUAAUAUAUAAUGUACCUCAAAAUCAAUUGCCAAAUAGACAAACUCUUACUGCUGAGGAUGCAUUAUACAGAAAUCAAGACAAUGUAUAUAAUAGAAAUAUACCAAAUAUUCAACACCAAAGAGAAGAAACAUAUAUUUCUCAAUCUCAUACAAAUGUUUUACCCAGUCAUAUUCAACCUCAAAUUAGUGAAAAUAGUAAUUAUCAAAGAGAACAUUUUGAUACACGCCAAUCACAAAUGAGACAAAAUUAUCAAUCUGUAGAUAAUGUACAACAUGGUAGAUUGAAUGAAAACAUUGAUAAUUAUCCAUAUACAAGAGACCAAAGAAUACAACAUCAACAAGGUUGGGAUGCUAUGGGACAAAGAAGUGAAAUUGUUAAUACUAAUCCAUAUGACAGAAAUCAUUAUUCUUCACAUCACAGAAGUAGGGCAUACAACAUGGAAGUUGUUCGUACAGUAGGUAAUAAUUACAAUCCAGGCUAUACAGCACAUUCACAACAGGUAGUUACUGGCACACAUGGGAUUGAUCCAGGAAUGCAAUAUGAAGAUUGUACUCAUGAAAUGGAGCAAAGUCAACAUAGAUAUAACAGAAAAUAUAAACGUAAUGCAGACUAUCAUCGACAUAGUGACAGUCAGCAACAACAGCAAUAUGGCAGAUUUCCCAAAAAUCCUAAACAUUAUCAACCAGAAAAACUGGCAUAUAGUGAUAAUGAACUUCAAUUGUUACAACAACAAAAUCAAGAUUUAACUCAACAGAGUGAAGACUUGACACAACAAACAAGUGGAUUUGAUGACUUAACACAACAGACUUCGGGACAUUUAGAAUUUGGACAACAGACACAGAAUCAUAGAUAUCCUAGUAGUCAAAAAUAUGAAGAUUUGACUCAACAAAACGAAGAUUUAACUCAACAAACAGGUGGAUUUGAUGAUUUAACACAACAGACUUCGGGACAUUUGGAAUUUGGACAACAAACACAGAAUCAUAGAUAUCCUAAUAAUCAAAAAUAUGAAGAUUUGACUCAACAAAAUGAAGAUUUAACUCAACAAACAGGUGGAUUUGAUGAUUUAACACAACAGACUUCGGGACAUUUGGAAUUUGGACAACAAACACAGAAUCACAGAUAUCCCAGUAGUUCAAAUCAAAAAUAUGAAGAUCUAACUCAACAGAGUGACGAUCUAACUCAACAAACAGGUGGAUUUGAUGAUUUAACACAACAAACUUCAGGACAUUUAGAAUUCGGCCAACAAACACAACAGGUACAGAAUCAUAGAAAUCGCAGUAGACAUAAUCAACAUAUUGAAGAUUUAACUCAACAGAGUGAUGAUCUUACUCAACAAACAGGUGGAUUUGAUGAUUUAACACAACAGACUUCAGGACAUUUAGAAUUUGGACAGCAGACACAGAAUCACAGAAAUCCGAAUAGUUUAAGUCAAAAAUAUGAAGAUUUAACUCAACAAACAGGUGGAUUUGACGAUUUAACACAACAAACUUCGGGACAUUUAGAAUUCGGCCAACAAACACAACAGGUACAGAAUCAUAGAAAUCGCAGUAGACAUAAUCAACAUAUUGAAGAUUUAACUCAACAGAGUGACGAUCUAACUCAACAAACAGGUGGAUUUGAUGAUUUAACGCAACAAACUUCAGGACAUUUAGAAUUCGGCCAACAGACACAACAGACACAGAAUCGCAGAAAUCGCAGUAGACAUAAUCAACGUGUUGAAGAUUUAACUCAACAGAGUGAUGAUCUUACUCAACAAACAGGUGGAUUUGAUGAUUUAACACAACAGACUUCAGGACAUUUAGAAUUUGGACAGCAGACACAAAAUCACAGAAAUCCGAAUAGUUUAAGUCAAAAAUAUGAAGAUUUAACUCAACAAACAGGUGGAUUUGACGAUUUAACACAACAAACUUCGGGACAUUUAGAAUUCGGCCAACAAACACAACAGGUACAGAAUCAUAGAAAUCGCAGUAGACAUAAUCAACAUAUUGAAGAUUUAACUCAACAGAAUGACGAUCUAACUCAACAAACAGGUGGAUUUGAUGAUUUAACGCAACAAACUUCAGGACAUUUAGAAUUCGGCCAACAGACACAACAGGUACAGAAUCAUAGAAAUCGCAGUAGACAUAAUCAACGUGUUGAAGAUUUAACUCAACAGAGUGAUGAUCUAACUCAACAAACAGGUGGAUUUGAUGAUUUAACACAACAGACUUCGGGACAUUUGGAAUUUGGACAGCAGACACAGAAUCACAGAAAUCCAAGUAGUUUAAGUCAAAAGCAUGAAGAUUUAACUCAACAAACAGGUGGAUUUGAUGAUUUAACGCAACAAACAUCAGGACAUUUAGAAUUUGGACAACAGACACAGAAUCAAAGAUACCCCAGUAAUUCAAAUCAAAAAUAUGAAGAUUUAACUCAACAAAGCGAUGAUCUAACUCAACAAACAGGUGGAUUUGACGAUUUAACACAACAAACUUCGGGACACUUAGAAUUUGGGCAACAGACACAACAGACACAGAAUCGCAGAAAUCGCAGUAGAUAUAAUCAACAUAUUGAAGAUUUAACUCAACAGAGUGAUGAUCUAACUCAACAAACAGGUGGAUUUGAUGAUUUAACACAACAAACUUCGGGACACUUAGAAUUUGGGCAACAGACACAACAGACACAGAAUCGCAGAAACCACAGUAGACAUAAUCAACAUAUUGAAGAUUUAACUCAACAGAGUGAUGAUCUUACUCAACAAACAGGUGGAUUUGAUGAUUUAACACAACAGACUUCGGGACAUUUGGAAUUUGGACAGCAGACACAAAAUCACAGAAAUCCGAAUAGUUUAAGUCAAAAAUAUGAAGAUUUAACUCAACAAACAGGUGGAUUUGAUGAUUUUACGCAAGAAACUUCGGGACAUUUAGAAUUUGGGCAACAGACACAACAGGUACAGAAUCAUAGAAAUCGCAAUAGAGAUAAUCAACAUACAGAUGAUUUAACACAACAGACCUCGGGACAUUUAGAAUUUGGUCAGCAACAUCAAAAACCAAGUAGUCAUAAUAAGCGUUUUGAAGAUUUUACUGAUUGGAGUAAUAAUCCAACUCAAACAAGUGGAUAUGAUGAUUUGAUACAACAAACUUUUGGAAAUUUAGAAUUUGGACAACAGUUACAGAACCAAAGAUAUUCUACCAGCCAUAAUCAGCAAUUUACAGGUGAACAAUAUUUCCAUCCAAGUGUAUCUGGAACUGGAGAACAAUCAGAUCUGAAUGAAAAUAAACCUUUACAUUUACUGACACCAGCACCAAAACCGAGAUGGAAGCCAAGAUAUACAACUUCUAAUCAAUUCAUAACUGAUAACAAUAAAGAAUCAAAUGUACAUAUUCAUCAUUCAAGUGAUGUUGCUGAUACAACUAUUUCAUAUCAAGUAUCAGAUGAUUCAAAAUCUAAUCAAGAAAUUGAAAGAAAUAAUGAGUUUAACUCUGGAAAUCUUCAAUCUUCAAAUCAGCAAGAAGUCUCAAAUCAGCCAAAUAUUCAAACAGUCGAUAAAGAUGGAAGUCAGCAACAUCAACAACAAAAUUUCCACAAAAGAAUUGGGUUCACUAAAGGCGGACAUAGAUUUAGACAUAUUUAUAGGCAAUCAACACAAAGUGAAUAUCAAAAUAAUUAUGGAGAAUCUCAAUCUCAAUUAAAUCAAGAUCCUAAUCGAGAAGAAAUGUAUAAGAAAGAAAAUCAAAACAAUAAUCAAGAGAAUGUCCCUUCUCAAAACAAUAAUCCAGGUGGUAAAAUAGAACCACGUAUUUUAGUAGCAUAUGGUGGUGGCCCAUAUGAUGCUAAUCAUAGUGAUGAUAUUUUUAAUCAUGUAACACAAAAUCCUAGUGCUACGUUACCUCCUUAUUCAGAUGGUGUAGAUUCAUGGGAUAUUAGAGAGAAACCAAGAGAAGUAAUUCCUCUGUCUACUACGACUACAGUAAUACCAGAAAUACCAGAAACACCAGAAAUAACAGAAAAAGUUGAUACCGAAGCACCACCAACAUUCUGGACAAGACUCGGUCAUAAAUUUACAACUAGUUUUGAUAAAGCAAAAGAAAAAGCUAAAGAUCUAUUUGGUUAAAUAUAAUUUUUUAAUUUAAUUCAUUUUUAAUCUAUAUCCUAUAAAGAAUUAUAAUAUAUAUGUUUUAUUUACCACAGAUAAUAUAUUCAA
This is a messenger RNA of Vespa velutina, 5418 nucleotides long. RefSeq lists its product as uncharacterized. The transcript has 2 exons. Bases 169 to 5328 code for a protein of 1719 amino acids. NCBI's taxonomy places the organism in Eukaryota, Metazoa, Arthropoda, Insecta, Hymenoptera, Vespidae. The record is from RefSeq and is a predicted model, not a curated record.